AUGAAGCUGCGUCAGGUGGUUGUUAUCCUCUCGACGGGAGUGGCUUUAGCGACUCCUAUGUCGAAUGAGGGCUUGAGUCAACUGUCCAUAUUCGAAGCAUUGGCCAGCCAUGCUUCGGCCGCUGAAAUUGCCCUACUGGGUGACCUGGCCGUGACAAGACGAUCGAGCACAUGCACCAAGGACAAUAUAGUAACACGGAGACCAUGGGGUUCAAUUAGCAAGCAAGAGAGAAAGUCAUAUACAGAUGCCGUGCUGUGUCUGCAAUCACUUCCGGCCAGGACGCCGACUUCGCUGGUACCUGGUGUGAGAUCGCGCUACGACGACUUUGUUGCCACUCAUAUCAAUCAGACAUUGAAUAUUCACUAUACUGGUAACUUUCUCGCUUGGCACCGCUGGUUCACCUGGCAAUACGAACAAGCGCUCCGGAACGAGUGUGGCUACUCUGGGUACCAGCCAUACUGGAACUGGGGCCUCUACGCCGAGGACCCGGCGUCCUCGCCCGUCUUUGACGGGAGCGAGUCCAGCAUGGGCAGCAAUGGCGCCUACAUUGCCGACAAGGGCCCAAUUGCCCUGACGCUGGGCGACUACCCCAUCAUCUAUCUCCCGGCCGGCAGCGGGGGCGGGUGCGUCACGGCGGGCCCGUUCAAGGACAUGGUGGUCAACCUCGGCCCCGUCAGCCUGCCGCUGAAUAACGGCAGCGUGAUCACGGGCAGCGGCUUUCAGUAUAACCCGCGCUGCCUCAAGCGCGAUGUCUCGGCUGCGGUGAAUAUGGCCUACGCCAACAUGACGUCUAUUGUCAACCUGAUUCUCCAAAACGAUAACAUCUGGGACUUUCAAAUGGCCAUGCAGGGUGUUCCUGGGUCUGGUUCUAUAGGCGUACACGGCGGCGGUCACUAUACUGUUGGUGGGGACCCCGCGGAUGAUGUCUUUGUGAGCCCUGGAGAGCCGGUUUUCUAUCUCCACCACGGCAUGAUUGAUCUCGUCUGGUGGGUUUGGCAGCUUCUGGACUACAAGGACCGCAAGUAUGCCAUCAACGGUACCAAUACCUUUCUCGACCAACCUCCUUCGGCCAACGCGACCCUGGACGACAUUGUGGAUCUCUAUUAUGCUGGUGGAGGACCAAUCACCAUUAGAGAGUUGAUGAUCGAAGUCCAGCAGGACUGCAGAAAAGUCCUGUUUGGUUUUGGUCAUUCCACAGACCUCGAUUUCAAAUUCACAAAAUUCCAGUUCAGAGAUUCUGAGUAG
Messenger RNA from Pestalotiopsis fici W106-1, 1245 nucleotides. RefSeq lists its product as uncharacterized. Bases 1 to 1245 code for a protein of 414 amino acids. NCBI's taxonomy places the organism in Eukaryota, Fungi, Ascomycota, Sordariomycetes, Amphisphaeriales, Sporocadaceae. The record is from RefSeq and is a predicted model, not a curated record. Gene Ontology annotation, molecular function: oxidoreductase activity. The transcript is spliced from 5 exons.